AUGGGAAGACCUCCGUGUUGCGAUAAAUCGAACGUGAAAAGAGGUCCGUGGACACCCGAAGAAGAUGCCAAGAUUCUCGCUUAUGUGGCGAGCCAUGGAAUAGGAAACUGGACAUUAGUUCCUCAAAAAGCAGGUCUUAACAGAUGUGGAAAGAGCUGUCGAUUGAGGUGGACUAAUUAUCUUCGGCCAGAUCUCAAGCACGACAAUUUUACGCCCGAGGAAGAAGAAUGCAUUCUCGAGCUGCACAAAACAAUCGGUAGCAGAUGGUCCCUAAUAGCCAAACGGCUGCCCGGGAGAACAGAUAACGACGUAAAAAACUACUGGAACACUAAGCUAAAGAAAAAGCUUACUAAAAUGGGAAUUGAUCCAGUGACUCACAAGCCAUUUUCUCAGCUUUUCACCGAAUAUGGAAAAAUAAGCGGCUUGACAAGAAACUCAAACCCGUUUUUCCAAAAUCGUGACAUUUUGCCGAAAACAGAGGAAUAUUCCCCCAGCCAUCAUGAAAUUGUUCAGCCACAUCUUUUCAGUGAUGAGGCCUUUCUAUCUCCAAAUGGAGUCACGCGUUUUGCCAAUGGCCCACUCGGCACGUGUGGGCCCAGCCAGGCCCAAAUCAUGCCUUCUUCAUCUUCUUAUUCUUCUUCUUCAUUUGUUUGUAACGAAUAUGGUUCGGGAGAUCAAAUGCUACUGUUGGAGAAUAAUGGUCAAGAAGAGGGACUUACUGAUAAUUUUAAGGAGGAUAUAAUAUCAUAUGAUCAUCAUCAGUCCAUGGAAAAAAAAUUAUCACGUGACGAAAAUUUUAACGGGGUUAAUUUAGGAACAAAAAUCUCGUCUUGUGACGAUUCGUUUGUCGAGACUAUUCUGGCGCAUGAUCUGGAAAUGAGGCUUCAGUUUAGCGACAUUUUGGAUGGGAAUUAUGAUUACUGA
Striga asiatica is the source of this 924-nucleotide messenger RNA. The record is from the annotation of a GenBank genome assembly. NCBI's taxonomy places the organism in Eukaryota, Viridiplantae, Streptophyta, Magnoliopsida, Lamiales, Orobanchaceae.